Molecule: messenger RNA, 1352 nt
Organism: Anopheles stephensi (Asian malaria mosquito)
Lineage: Eukaryota; Metazoa; Arthropoda; Insecta; Diptera; Culicidae
Exons: 2
Coding region: 137-1063 (308 amino acids)
Source: RefSeq, a predicted model, not a curated record
GGUUUCUUCUCUGUUUUGAUUUGAGCACAAUUUAUCUGCCACAAAUUGGCCGCCGGUCGUUAUCUAAACAAACUGAAAACGCAGCAGGAUUCCAUGCAGCUUUAGUUCCAGGGCGGUAGCUGUGUAGAGUUGUGCCAUGGCUAUUUACAAACUAAUUCCAAACGAUGCUGCUCGUAUGUGCUCGAUACUGUUCAUCCCUAAACCGCUGUCCACAACCCAACGAAAAUUCACCCGAGGUGCUGGACUCGCUCAUCAGAACAGAUCGCCAUCCUUCGAAAAUUUACCGAGUGGCGGCUUUUCCAAUCCUUUAGUGAACGAAAAUGGGAAAUGGAUUAAACUGCGAUUUUUCGAUCAAGCGAACCACAUCGCGUACAGUAUAAAGCAUUUCUAUGAAGACUUUGUCGGCAACAGGGAGGUGCAGGAAUCGCAAAGCAAAGUGAAGGAUUUGCAGCCUAAGCUGAGCGUUCUUAUCGAUAAUCGAAAUGGGUGUGAGUUUGCUCUAAUCGAGGUAAAAAAGCAACUGACUGAAGUCAACAGUUCCCAGCAGUCUGUGUCCCGUGAAGACGUUCAGUACAUCGAUCUGUUGAAGCAGGAAUUCAAGAUCUUCUCCGAAAAGCAGCGUUUGGAAAGUAUGAUAGAGGUUCAAACAUACGAACAUCAAUUCUUGCUGAUGCAGCUAACGUAUGCCCUGAACGAUGUCCACGUGAAGGAACGCCAGGAGGCGAGUAAUAUACGGUUGGUGAAACUAUUCUUUACCACCCUUGCGGCUAUACUUGGUUUCGCUGGCACGGUAGGGUACAAUCACUACAAGGACUCCAAGGUCCAAAGCUUUAUGACAUCACAGAGCAAGAUGAUGAAAACCUUGGUGGAGUACGUAGAGCAGGAACAGGCCCGAAAUGGUACACCGACCACCGAAUCCUGGGGUAGCUAUCUGUACCGCCAACCGGGUCGGCUUUACGGAUACUUGUUUUCAAACCAAUCGAACGGAGCAGAUUCUUGGAGUAGCAGUCUCUAUCGUCAGCCAGUUCUUCUGUAUCGGUACAUGUUCCGCAAAGAAUCGUGAUUCGUGUUCCCCGUGACCAGCAUUGUAGAGUGCCGAAGUAACACCGCACUCUGGUAUCACGCUUUCAAUUAAAAGCUAUUGAUGUAAGAAUUCAAACAAUUGUUUACAUGUUCAAUGCAACGGAGAACAAAUCGCAGGAUAGCACCAAAUGCUAACGUAAGCUAUUGUAUUCUUUACAAAGUAUCCAGCCGUUGAUUUUGUAAACAAAUAAACAGUGUUUCUAUGAAUUUUAUGAACAGAAAAUAAGAAUACCGGUAUGAAAUAAAACAGUUGCGCACACAACACAUAA